Gorilla gorilla gorilla (western lowland gorilla) is the source of this 11224-nucleotide messenger RNA. RefSeq names its product trinucleotide repeat containing adaptor 6C (gene TNRC6C). Lineage: Eukaryota; Metazoa; Chordata; Mammalia; Primates; Hominidae. Gene Ontology annotation, molecular function: RNA binding; protein binding. The record is from RefSeq and is a predicted model, not a curated record. Gene Ontology annotation, cellular component: nucleoplasm; P-body. Bases 3557 to 9460 code for a protein of 1967 amino acids. The transcript is spliced from 24 exons. Gene Ontology annotation, biological process: positive regulation of nuclear-transcribed mRNA poly(A) tail shortening; miRNA-mediated post-transcriptional gene silencing.
CCGCAACUUUGCCGGGAGGUUCGCGGGCCCUUUGUUCGGCCGAGCCGAGCCGGGGCGGGCGCUGGCCCCUAGCGACCCGCGUGCGGCGCCGGGCCCCGGGCCGGCCGGGUUUGAGGGGAGCGGCGGGAAGCGGCCGGGGCCGGGGCGCGUGUGUGCUAGUGUGAGACAGGGCUGUGCAGACGCCCGGUGUGCAUCACAAUCAAACGGGAGUGGAAUGGAGGGCUGAAGAUGGAUGUGCCCCCUCCCUUGUAAAACUCAUGCAGCGGUGAAAUUCGGUCCUUUCCGGGCAGCCCCCCGCAGAUUUUGCAUUGGUGAUGGCAGGCGCGAACCCGCCGUGUUUUGGUGCAGGAACCCGGUGCCGUUGUCUGGGGGAAGAGAAAAACCCGGGGCGUGCUGCGGGUGGGCGGAGAAGGACCCCUGGGCGCUCUGCGGCUCUGAAAUCAGGUGGAUUUUCUAACGGUGCUGCGGACUGCGGAGUAAUGCGUAUGAGGAAAACGAGCCGUACAACAUCUGUCCUGUUAUCAGAUAACGUAACCCGAGCGCCUGGUUGCCACCUCUGCUUUAAGCGGUGCCUCCUUUGCACCUUUACCUUGAGGACGAGAUUUAAUUAAUUGAUUCGUAGCUAUGAAAAUGUGCAGAUGUGGAUGUGGGGGUUCCCUGCCUGUUAACCUGGGGAAGAAAUAACUGGCAUGCAUGUUACACGGAGCUUUGGGGAUCUUAGCAAAAAUGAAGGCUUGCUGCUUGGAUGUUGUGCCGGGAGGUAGGGGAGGAGGAGCCGCUAGAUCGUGGCUGCACCUAUUGCAUUCGAAGGCAUUUGACGGUAUUGGUGAUUCUGCACGUAAUUAGUGGAGUUGUCUCAAACCUUUGCCUCCGCCAAAUGAAACCUCCAUUUGAGUGGUCCGCUCGGUUAUUUCUAGGCGUGAACUGCGGAUUCUAAACUCAAAAUGGUGCUCUGUAGAUGUCCAACUUCAGCGUCUUUAAGGAGUUGCAAGUUGGAGCCUUCUGACUGGGUUAAUCCAUUGUGUAGCCGAGGUUCGGUUUUUCUCGAGUGUCUGGUGUUCACGUUGACGUACUUCGGCCGGUACAAGGUAGCCAAUUUAUGGUGAUCGCUGUGAGAGCCUCGUACGUCCCUGAAUGUAAUUUGAGCCUGCAUAAGGCUUACUUUAUGCAAGUGAUUUCCUGCAGUUGGAGUUGAAUAACUAUGCGAAUGAGUUGAGACCCUGGAAACCUGGCUUGAGUGAUUUCAGAGGACAGUGGUAGCUGGUUUGAAAUGUGUAGGGGGUGUUGGCAAUGAUAUUCAUAGAUUCCAGAUUUCCUUCAGUACUGUGUGAAAGAAUAAAUGAUAAAACUUAGCCCCAGGCCAGAUGAACUUGGUUAGUAGAGGGCACCUUGAAGAAAUUUACAUUGUUCCAGAACAACAGAGGUGGCAAUGGUCUUUGAACAUGUUUCACUGUAGCACCCCUAGGAUGCUUUGUUGGGGAAAAUAAUGCAAAACAGGGUUUUUAAAAUGACUAGUUCAGUUGUCGGAAUUAAUUUUGUGUGUAGAACAAAGUAAUGAUGUGAACAGUUGUAACUUUAUUUACCUAUACUGAAAGUUUUUUUUCUACAGAAAGUUUUUAAUAUUUAUUUUCAUAAGAAUAGACAUUCUUGGAAGCUGUUUUUCAUACAGAUUUCUCAUGACCUGACCAUAGGCAUAGUCAGGCCGUGAGAAAUUGAUAGCUCAGAAAAUGGUAAUAGUAAACACACACACACAUUCGUUUUUAUUAUAAGGAUCUGAUUUUAAAAGCUUGUUUGUAACUCUUCUGUGCUUCUUGUCCAAAACAAAGAUCUUGCUGACCUUACCUCGGUUUUACUUUUUUUUUUUUGAGACAGUUUCGUUCUUGUUGCCCAGGCUGGAGUGCAAUGGCACGAUCUCGGCUCACUGCAACCUCCGCCUCCCGGGUUCAAGCGAUUCUCUUGCCUCACCCUCCCGAGUUGCAGGGAUUACAGGUGCCCGCCGCCACGCCCGGCUAAUUUUUGUAUUUUUAGUAGAGACGGGGUUUUGCCAUGUUGGCCAGGCUGGUCUCGAACUCCUGACCUCAGGUGAUCCGCCUGUCUCGGCCUCCCAAAGUGCUGGGGUUACAGGCGUGAGCCACCACGCUUGGCAGGUUUUACUUUUAAGGUAUGAAAUUAAAUACGGUUGAUACUGAGACUGUCAUAAGGUUUAAUCUUAACAAUUUCAUUUCGGAUUCUGCCAUGUAAAUAUUCUGGUAGUAACCUGGAGUAUAUGUAAGUGUUGAUUUUAGAUUUUCGUCCUUCGUGUUUAUUGCGGGGGGCGAGGGUGGGUUUCGAGUAGCAUAUGUCUUAACACUAACAUAUUAUUUCGUAACAGGUUUACAUUUAUAUUUAGUUGGCUUAGGAACUUUGGAGUAAAUAGUUGCCUUUAGAAUGCUGAUUGUGAAGGUAGAGUGGAAUGAACUGUUUCGUUUGACAUUCAGUGAUUAAAAAAUAACUAAGUCAUACAGAGGAUAUAUGAAACUAAAUACAGUAUUUUUCAUCACCGCUACCGCCACCUUUUUGUUAAACAGCUGGCUUUCCUGAGAUACAUUUGUGCUUUUCCAAAUGCUGUCAUCUGGCUUACUUCCAAAACCAAGCCAGAGGAGGGUCAGGGCUGGAGUAGGACAACCUUUCAGGGAGUUUCCAGUUUGGAAAGAAAUGGAAGACACAGUUCCUGCAGUGCUGGCUGGGAAUGAGUUAUUUACAUUACCUCUCCAACCCCAAUUGAAGGGGAUGAGGUCUUGAUUGUAACUUAGUCUUGCUUGGCCCAGGAAAGUGAUGCUAACUUGACAUUUUUUAAAAAAGACUACUGAUGAAAGUUAAUUGUUUGAUUUGAGUAUAUAGAAUAUCUUUGGCAUCGUAGAAGUUCACCAACAACCUUUUAAGAUUGAAAAACCAUUUAAAAGACUAUGUGGGGGUCUUUUUGGCCUUCCCCAGUAGGAAUUGGAGCAUUCGAUUGCAUGCUUAUGCUUUGGAUGACUGUUUAUCUUUCAGUCAGGGUUUAUUGUGCAAAGGUGAUACUUAAGAUUUUAUAAGAAAGAUCGUUUGGCUGUGAACUCUAGGCUGUCCCGUAUACCAAAGUAAAACACAUGGGACAAUUAAGAUUUGGGGAUAGAGCAAGCAAAGAUUACCACGAGCAACUGAAGCUGGUGGAGAAGGCAGAAGAAAUGGAGAGAAGGAGACAGGAACAGAUUUAUAGACGUCCUUGGAGCUGGCAGAAGGAUAGGUUGAGGGAGCAGGAGGCGGAGUCCUGAACAGACUGAGCGUGAAAGGGUCUAUAUAAGCUGGGAAGAACCAGAACCUUUAUGCCUUCCUUGUGCAGCGGCCACAGGGGAAGGACAUCAACUUCUUCCUGCCCUCCUGGAGCUGUCUUACUAGCAUAGUGAGAGAAAUGGGCACCAAACAAGUUGUUAAAAAAAGAGAGAAAGCAAUACAUGUGAAGAACGCCACAUACACAUAUUAAAAAGUUGACAAAAACCUAAGGGAGAAAGAGCAAGAAACACAAGAAGAGGAACGUUUGAUGGAAGAAAAGAAAAAGAAAAAGCAGGAAGAAAAGAAAAAGAAGGAAGGUGCUCAGAAAAAGGCUGCUGAUCAAAAAACCAAAGUGCCAGAACCUACUAAGACCUGUUCAAGCCAGCCCCAACCUGCCGGUACCAGUACCAGUACUUCCACCAGCACUAUCUCAAGCAGCAACAAUGGCAAACGUGCAUCUGCCAGUGGCCAGCAGCCAGCUGCAUCCCGUUACCUGCCUCGUGAGGUGCCUCCACGCUUCCGCCAGCAAGAACAGAAGCAGCUAUUAAAGAGAGGCCAGCCAUUGCCUACGGGGACUCUAACCAGUGUGAGCCCAACCCAGGGUGCUGGGCCUGCAGGGGUAAGCCCACCUCCCCUACCUGGAGCCGGAACACAGCAUCAUCCCAGUAAGCUCCAACCAGAUCUCAGUCAUAGUGGAUUGGCAGAUCAUUAUGAAAAUUCCCACUGGGGACAGCAGCCUACUUACAGAAGCGAAGCCAACUGCAGCUGGGAUAAAGUGAUAAUAGAUAGGACUGACAAGGAGGCGUGGCCUUCCAUCACAGGAACAGAGACUGAAUCUGCCUCAGAAUGUACUACAGACACUGACUCUGCCUCCAACUGUGGCUCAGAGAACAGUAGCAUGGCUACAGGGAGUGCCCAGGGCAACUUCACUGGACAUACCAAGAAGACAAAUGGCAAUAAUGGCACCAAUGGCGCACUCGUCCAAAGCCCUUCUAAUCAGAGUGCCCUUGGAGCAGGGGGAGCGAACAGUAAUGGAAGUGCGGCCAGAGUGUGGGGUGUAGCCACAGGCUCCAGCUCUGGCCUGGCUCACUGCUCUGUCAGUGGUGGGGAUGGAAAAAUGGACACUAUGAUUGGAGAUGGGAGAAGUCAGAAUUGCUGGGGUGCUUCCAACUCCAAUGCUGGCAUUAAUCUUAACCUUAAUCCUAAUGCCAACCCAGCUGCCUGGCCUGUACUUGGACAUGAAGGAACUGUGGCGACAGGCAACCCUUCCAGUAUUUGCAGUCCAGUCAGUGCCAUAGGUCAAAAUAUGGGCAACCAGAACGGGAACCCAACAGGCACUUUAGGUGCUUGGGGAAACUUGCUGCCGCAAGAGAGCACAGAACCACAAACGUCCACUUCUCAGAAUGUGUCUUUCAGCGCACAACCUCAGAACCUUAACACUGAUGGACCAAAUAACACUAACCCCAUGAACUCUUCACCCAACCCUAUCAAUGCAAUGCAGACAAAUGGACUGCCAAACUGGGGCAUGGCUGUUGGUAUGGGGGCCAUCAUCCCGCCCCACCUGCAAGGCCUUCCUGGUGCUAAUGGAUCAUCAGUUUCUCAAGUCAGUGGGGGCAGUGCUGAAGGAAUAAGCAAUUCUGUGUGGGGACUGUCCCCAGGUAACCCUGCCACAGGAAAUAGCAAUUCUGGGUUCAGUCAGGGGAAUGGAGACACUGUGAACUCAGCAUUAAGUGCUAAACAAAAUGGAUCCAGCAGUGCUGUGCAAAAGGAAGGAAGUGGAGGAAAUGCUUGGGAUUCAGGACCUCCUGCUGGUCCUGGAAUACUCGCCUGGGGAAGGGGCAGUGGCAACAAUGGCGUUGGUAAUAUCCAUUCAGGAGCUUGGGGCCACCCCAGCCGAAGCACCUCUAACGGUGUGAAUGGGGAAUGGGGAAAGCCCCCAAACCAGCAUUCCAACAGUGACAUCAAUGGGAAAGGAUCAACAGGGUGGGAGAGUCCUAGUGUCACCAGCCAGAACCCUACCGUACAGCCUGGUGGUGAACACAUGAACUCCUGGGCCAAAGCGGCAUCUUCUGGAACUACAGCAAGUGAAGGAAGUAGUGAUGGUUCUGGCAACCACAAUGAAGGAAGCACUGGGAGGGAAGGAACGGGAGAAGGCCGAAGGCGAGAUAAAGGGAUUAUAGACCAAGGGCACGUCCAGUUGCCAAGGAAUGAUCUUGACCCAAGAGUUCUGUCUAAUACUGGUUGGGGACAGACUCCUGUAAAGCAAAACACUGCCUGGGAAUUUGAAGAAUCCCCUAGGUCUGAAAGGAAAAAUGACAAUGGGACAGAGGCCUGGGGUUGUGCAGCUACUCAGGCUUCAAACUCAGGGGGGAAGAACGAUGGGUCCAUCAUGAACAGUACAAAUACCUCUUCAGUAUCUGGGUGGGUCAACGCGCCACCUGCCGCUGUGCCAGCAAACACAGGUUGGGGAGACAGCAACAACAAAGCGCCAAGUGGCCCGGGGGUUUGGGGGGACUCGAUAAGCUCUACUGCUGUUAGUACUGCUGCUGCUGCCAAGAGUGGCCAUGCUUGGAGUGGGGCCGCAAAUCAGGAGGACAAGUCACCCACCUGGGGUGAGCCUCCAAAGCCCAAAUCCCAACACUGGGGAGAUGGACAAAGAUCACAUCCAGCCUGGAGUGCAGGAGGGGGAGAUUGGGCAGAUUCGUCGUCUGUCCUUGGACACUUGGGGGAUGGGAAGAAAAAUGGAGCUGGGUGGGAUGCUGACAGUAAUCGGCCAGGGCCUGCUUGGAGUGACAGCACGAGACCUGGGAGCAGUGGCUGGGGCAACAGCACAAAUACGAAGGCCAAUCCAGGUGCAAACUGGGGGGAGACUUUAAAACCUGGCCCCCAACAGAGCUGGGCUAGCAAACCCCAAGACAACAAUGUGAGUAACUGGGGAGGAGCUGCUUCUGUGAAACAGACAGGAACAGGGUGGAUCGGGGGGCCGGUACCAGUCAGACAGAAGGACAGCAGCGAGGCAACUGGCUGGGAAGAACCCUCUCCACCGUCCAUUCGCCGCAAAAUGGAAAUUGAUGAUGGUACCUCAGCUUGGGGGGACCCAAGCAACUAUAACAGUAAAACUGUAAACAUGUGGGAUAGAAACAACCCGGUCAUCCAGAGCAGUACCACGACCAAUACCACCACCACCACCACUACCACGAGCAACACCACACACAGGGUCGAGACGCCACCCCCGCACCAGGCCGGUACUCAGCUGAAUCGAUCACCGUUGCUUGGUCCAGGUAGGAAAGUUUCAUCAGGCUGGGGAGAAAUGCCUAAUGUUCACUCAAAGACUGAAAACUCUUGGGGAGAACCAUCCUCCCCUUCUACCCUGGUGGAUAAUGGCACAGCAGCAUGGGGGAAGCCACCCAGCAGUGGCAGCGGGUGGGGAGAUCACCCUGCCGAGCCGCCGGUGGCAUUUGGAAGAGCUGGCGCACCUGUUGCUGCCUCAGCCCUGUGCAAACCAGCUUCAAAAUCUAUGCAAGAAGGCUGGGGCAGUGGUGGGGAUGAAAUGAACCUCAGUACCAGCCAGUGGGAGGAUGAAGAAGGGGACGUGUGGAAUAAUGCUGCUUCCCAAGAAAGCACCUCCUCCUGCAGCUCCUGGGGGAACGCCCCCAAAAAAGGACUUCAAAAGGGCAUGAAGACGUCUGGCAAGCAGGAUGAGGCCUGGAUCAUGAGCCGGCUGAUCAAACAACUCACAGACAUGGGCUUCCCGAGAGAGCCAGCUGAGGAGGCCUUGAAGAGUAACAAUAUGAAUCUUGAUCAGGCCAUGAGCGCUCUGCUGGAAAAGAAGGUGGACGUGGACAAGCGUGGGCUGGGAGUGACCGACCAUAAUGGAAUGGCCGCCAAGCCCCUCGGCUGCCGCCCGCCAAUCUCCAAAGAGUCUUCCGUGGACCGCCCCACCUUUCUUGACAAGCUCACCCUUUCUUUCUCCAAUCAGGAUGGCGGCCUCGUGGAAGAGCCCACGCCUUCACCGUUCUUGCCUUCCCCAAGCCUGAAGCUCCCCCUUUCACACAGUGCACUCCCCAGUCAGGCCCUGGGUGGGAUUGCCUCCGGGCUGGGCAUGCAAAACUUGAAUUCUUCUAGACAGAUAUCGAGUGGCAAUCUGGGUAUGUUUGGCAAUAGUGGAGCAGCACAAGCCAGGACCAUGCAGCAGCCGCCACAGCCACCAGUGCAGCCUCUUAACUCUUCCCAGCCCAGUCUCCGUGCUCAAGUGCCUCAGUUUCUAUCCCCUCAGGUUCAAGCACAGCUUUUGCAGUUUGCAGCAAAAAACAUUGGUCUCAACCCUGCACUAUUAACCUCGCCAAUUAAUCCUCAACAUAUGACGAUGUUGAACCAGCUCUAUCAGCUGCAGCUGGCAUACCAACGUUUACAGAUCCAGCAGCAGAUGUUACAGGCCCAGCGUAAUGUGUCCGGAUCCAUGAGACAACAGGAGCAGCAAGUUGCGCGCACAAUCACUAAUCUGCAGCAGCAGAUCCAGCAGCACCAGCGCCAGCUGGCCCAGGCCCUGCUCGUGAAGCAGCCACCACCGCCACCGCCCCCGCCACACCUGUCUCUGCACCCCUCUGCAGGCAAAUCGGCCAUGGACAGCUUCCCCUCGCACCCACAGACUCCCGGCCUACCUGACCUGCAGACCAAAGAGCAGCAGUCUUCACCCAACACCUUUGCUCCUUACCCUCUCGCUGGACUGAACCCAAACAUGAAUGUCAACAGCAUGGACAUGACCGGUGGCUUGUCGGUGAAGGACCCAUCCCAGUCCCAGUCACGCCUCCCCCAGUGGACGCACCCCAACUCCAUGGAUAACUUGCCCAGUGCCGCUUCCCCCCUGGAGCAGAACCCUAGCAAGCAUGGUGCUAUCCCUGGAGGUCUAAGCAUUGGGCCUCCAGGUAAGUCCUCCAUUGAUGACUCCUAUGGCCGGUACGAUUUAAUCCAGAACAGUGAGUCACCAGCCAGUCCUCCCGUAGCUGUUCCCCAUAGCUGGUCACGUGCCAAAUCUGACAGUGAUAAAAUCUCAAAUGGCUCUAGCAUCAACUGGCCCCCAGAAUUCCAUCCGGGAGUUCCAUGGAAAGGACUGCAGAAUAUUGACCCUGAGAAUGACCCUGACGUCACUCCUGGCAGUGUCCCCACUGGGCCUACCAUCAAUACCACCAUCCAGGAUGUCAACCGCUACCUCCUCAAGAGUGGAGUUAGAGUCGUGAACCCGGACACCGCCACCACCUUGCUCAGUGCCGUGUUUGGUUCCUCAGGGUCCUCCCCGCCAUCAUCUCAGAAUGCCACGCUGCCUUCCUCGAGUGCCUGGCCGCUCAGUGCCUCCGGCUACAGUAGCUCUUUCAGCAGCAUUGCAUCCGCACCUAGUGUUGCAGGUAAACUGUCAGACAUCAAAUCGACGUGGUCCUCUGGCCCUACCUCCCACACGCAAGCCUCUCUGUCUCAUGAACUGUGGAAGGUGCCCAGAAACAGUACUGCACCCACGAGGCCACCUCCAGGGUUAACCAAUCCCAAGCCCUCCUCCACCUGGGGUGCCAGCCCCCUCGGCUGGACCAGCUCCUACUCCUCGGGUUCUGCCUGCUGGAGCACCGACACCUCAGGAAGAACCAGCAGCUGGCUCGUUCUUCGAAACCUCACUCCCCAGAUUGAUGGUUCUACACUGCGGACAUUGUGUUUGCAACAUGGGCCUCUUAUCACAUUCCACCUGAAUCUGACUCAAGGCAAUGCUGUGGUCCGGUACAGCUCCAAGGAGGAGGCUGCCAAGGCCCAGAAGUCUCUGCACAUGUGUGUCCUGGGAAACACUACCAUCCUGGCCGAGUUCGCUGGUGAAGAAGAAGUGAAUCGCUUCUUAGCCCAAGGCCAGGCACUGCCACCCACUUCCAGCUGGCAGUCCAGCAGCGCGUCCAGCCAGCCACGGCUCAGCGCAGCGGGCAGCUCCCAUGGCCUGGUGCGCAGCGACGCUGGCCACUGGAACGCCCCGUGCCUGGGUGGCAAGGGGAGCAGUGAGCUGCUGUGGGGCGGGGUGCCCCAGUACUCCAGCAGCCUGUGGGGCCCGCCCAGCGCCGACGACAGCAGGGUGAUCGGCAGCCCCACCCCACUGACCACCCUGCUGCCUGGGGACCUGCUCAGCGGGGAGUCCCUGUAGGCGCUGCCAUCAUCAGCACCAGGAGAGCCGACCCCUCCCGGGACCCCUCCCGGCUGGGCGACCCCACAGACCCGCUGGAACCCAGCAGCGGCCGCCCUUUUGAGUACCUCUGUCCAGGACUGAAGACGAACCUUGGCCGCAGUCCUUGCGAACUGUUGGCAAAACAGUGCGGGCUGCGGUGGGGCAGCGUCACACGCUAAUGACAGGAUGUUCCUCGUAGCUGUUUAUUUUGUGUGUCUUAUGUUUGUAUAGUGUGUUGUCAUUUUGUUUUUUUUUUUUUUUUUAAGUAUAAAAGCUGCUUAGAAUAGUUCUAUCAUGAAGGGCACUUUUCAGAUUGUGGGCUGGAAAGGGUUAUUUUAUCUGUGGGGGAGGGAGGGAGACGUGAAGCCUAUUUAAAAUGAGCCUGUGACGAUUAUGCACAUGACCAGAGGCGGCCGGUAAUCAGGGCAGAGUCUGGUGUGGACCGCCGGGCGCAGAGCGGCUCCGCGGCGGGAGCUGAGCGGAAGGCGCGGGCUGCGAUCUGCUCUCUGUUCCCCUGGAUCCGCCUAUGCACAUUACCCUUGUUUCAUUACUUUUUCAUGUCAUUUUUUUAUCCCAAAAAAUAUUUUUUAAAAGUUAAAAAAAGACAUAUCAAACAUGCAGAUACUUGAAUCCAGCAGGCCAAUAGUGAAAUGUGAACACUUUCUAAUUCUACACUUCCAGGUUGACAUCAGUACACAGAAACAGGCUCUAGGAAAAAUUUCUAAGUUCAUAGCCUACGUGUGUGUAUGUGUGCGUGUUGAAACGGAAGUGUGUGUGUGCAUGUGUGGCGCGUGCUCCUGCACGGCGUGCAGUUUUCUGUGUUUGUGUGUUUGAAAGCGUGUGAGGAUUUAACUGUGGGUUUUCCCUUGUAUUCAGUAUACGCUUUUUUUUUGGCGCAUUGGUCAAACGUUUGUUAUUAUUAGCUUCUAACUUUGCACUGAGUGUCCUCGCCCUUCCUUUAGCUAAUCCUAUACAUUACAGAGAAUUCCUAGGACAGGGCUUGCGACAAUUCAUGUGUAAAUGUUUACUCAAGGACUCUGUGACUGCGUUUAAAAAGUACAGUGUAUAUCUCUGGAGAAAUAAUAUGUAUACCUACCUUUAGCAGCUUUUUAUUGUGGACUAAUGCAAGAAAAUUAUUACCAGAGUAUUGCACCAUUUUUCCAUUUGGAAUAUAAAGUUAAAGAGGAAAAAAAAAACUGUUGUUGAACUGUGGCCAUAGAUACUUGUAAAGAAUGGAUGGUUCCGUGGAAGGAACAGAAACAAGCACUUGGGCGUGGGUUGUGACUGCUUUUGGGGGAGCCUGGGGUUUGGGCUCCCACCUGUUUACAGACCUUUUUUUCUCCUUCAGACUUUAAAAUUUUAAAAAUUUAAAAAGGAAUUAACAAAAAAAAAAGACUUCCGUCGUAAAGAAACCUAUUUUCAGAAUGCAGAUGCGUUCCUUCAGAGCUCUGGGACGGGACAGUGUUGUUCCCUCGGCCAUCGUCGUGGACUCUGUCGAUUGCUUUCGCCCCUUCGUCAAGGUGACAGGCGUUGUGGCCACUGUCUUGCACAUGCCGGACGCGCUCUCAGGAAAGCCAGGGCUCCCGAGGGCAGCUCCACACCAUUUCAUGUAUUUUUAAACCCAACUCCUAGCACUGAAGAUGUUAUUUAAAAAAAAAAACAAAACAAAACAAAACAAAAAAAUGAAAAAAAAGAAAAAGAGGAAAAAAAAACACAAAGAAGAAAAAUACCUAAUCUCUAAUG